This is a messenger RNA of Eucalyptus grandis, 927 nucleotides long. RefSeq names its product protein BOLA4, chloroplastic/mitochondrial. The transcript has 3 exons. The record is from RefSeq and is a predicted model, not a curated record. NCBI's taxonomy places the organism in Eukaryota, Viridiplantae, Streptophyta, Magnoliopsida, Myrtales, Myrtaceae. Bases 126 to 608 code for a protein of 160 amino acids.
AAGGGGGGGUGGGCGAGGAGAAGUUCUACCAUUUGCCCUCGACGAGCAUUGUUCUGCAAUACAAAACAGGGCGCGGCGGUUUGCACGUUGCAGAGGCAGAGGCAGAGGCAGAAGCAGAAGCGGCCAUGGCCAAUGUGAUGGUGAGGCCUUACGUGCUCUCAGUCUCGCGCCUAUUGCUUCUCCGAUCCCCCAAGCCCUCUCCCAGCCUCUCCAGUGGGUCGUCGUCUCCCCUCCGCGGAUUUCACGGACGCACCAGCGCCCUAAGCAACGGGAGGUCGGGUUUAGGUCUCGCUGGCGGCGCUCCCAUGCUCAGGUUCAGCAUCCGAGCCGCGCACGUGAACGACGCCGGUUCCAUCGACUCCCCUCUGAUGCAGUCCAUGCAGAGCAAGAUCAAGGAGCAUCUCAAUGCGGAAUCGGUUGUCGUGAAAGAUGCUUAUGGGGAUGGUCGGCAUGUGAGCAUUGAUGUUGUAGCUUCAUCCUUUGAGGGUCAGUCAACCGUAAAUCGGCAGAGGAUGGUUUAUAAAGCCAUAUGGGAGGAGCUUCAGAGUACAGUGCAUGCUGUGGACCAGAUGACUACACGUACCCCUGCUGAGGCUGCAUCAGAUUAAAAUAAGGCAUUGACAGUAAUGCAGGUGAAGACUUGAGUUGGAGUUGGAGUUGGAGUUGGACUAUCCUGAUCAAGUUAUAUCGGUACUUGGUUUCUCCAUUCUAGCCCUUUCUUUAGUCUAUGGCUGGGCAAGUGUAAUCUAUUAUCGAUGAUAAUUGAGUUUCAUUCUUGUUUGGUCAAUUAUACUGUGUUCUUGGAUACAAAGUUUCGAGAAGAUGAAGGUGCAUGUGAGAUGGCACACUAACUGAUAAAGGCAUUUUCAGGAGUAAUCUCAAGACUAUUUGGUCUAACGCAGAAAAAAUCCAUGGUUGUGGGGGUUA